Molecule: messenger RNA, 723 nt
Organism: Babesia ovata
Lineage: Eukaryota; Apicomplexa; Aconoidasida; Piroplasmida; Babesiidae
Exons: 2
Coding region: 1-723 (240 amino acids)
Source: RefSeq, a predicted model, not a curated record
AUGCAAUUGUCACGAUUGGGAGCGGUCUGGGAGUGGGCUGCAUGGCCCGCUCGUGCGUCUCCUGUUCGAAAUCUGAACGUGCGAGUUAGGUCGCGACAAAUAUCGCUCAGCCCCGCAUCCGCUAACUCUAGCGACUCUCGAAGCGAAUUUAUAUCAACUAGAAGGCCAACUAACCGCAUCAAAGCCAGUGGAUAUCAAUCAUGCGCAUUUGAUUCGCAAUGCGGUAAUUUUGCUUCUGCGCAUUGCAGAGCCAGUGCUGACGAAAACAGCCGCAAUACCGGCCGGCAGCGAGAAAUUUUGAGAUCCGAUGCCGUGGAAGUGGUAUCUUUGUUACACCCUUGGUCCCAUCCACUCCCCGGGCCCCGUGGACAUGCCUACCAAAUGCAGCGCCGGCGCGUUGCAACAGGCCGGGACGAUGGCCCUGGAACGGAGUGGAGGCGGCGAGUGAUAGGCUGCCAGCCACUUCAGAACUUGAAGGUUGGGCCUUACAAGCGUGGCAAGUGGUUCGUGAGCUACAAAGAAGACCCCGGAAGCUUCAUCACCAACAUUCUCAUCCUGUUGGUCACGGGCUACUCUAUCUUCACUAUGUUGCCGGGUGAAUCGAUGAGUGUCCGAAGGCAGCGCAAGAUGCGCCAGCUGCUUCUCGACAACGCCCAAAUGACGGAGGCCGACCUCGCAUACAUUGAGAACUACCGUCUCCCAGAAGAAGAUGACUCAAGCUGA